This is a messenger RNA of Melanotaenia boesemani (Boeseman's rainbowfish), 877 nucleotides long. RefSeq names its product glucagon b (gene gcgb). NCBI's taxonomy places the organism in Eukaryota, Metazoa, Chordata, Actinopteri, Atheriniformes, Melanotaeniidae. The record is from RefSeq and is a predicted model, not a curated record. The transcript is spliced from 4 exons. Bases 211 to 582 code for a protein of 123 amino acids. Gene Ontology annotation, molecular function: hormone activity; glucagon receptor binding. Gene Ontology annotation, biological process: response to starvation. Gene Ontology annotation, cellular component: extracellular region.
GAGUAACGGAGGAUACACUAAGGUUUCUAUGACGGGGGGGGGAAGUCACCUGGGAGAGUGCUACUCAGCUCUGAUAUAUAAGACUGAGCAGAUCAGAAGGGGGCCAUGAAACAGCUCCAGAAGUCAGAGAGAAGAAGGAGGACGCCAGUCAGCCCACCUCACAAUUCCUCCCUCUAACGCUGAACAGAAAGGAGCACAGAGGCUCAAACAAUGAAAAGUGCUCAGUCUCUUGCUGGACUCCUGCUCCUCAUCAUCAUCCAAACCAGCUGGCAGGUGCCAGACCAGGACACAGACCGAAAUUCUGUGUUACUGAGUGAAAGCUCAGCGCUCAAUGAACCCAUUGAGCUCCCAAACAUGAAGAGGCACUCAGAGGGAACGUUUUCCAAUGACUACAGUAAAUACCUGGAGACAAGAAGAGCACAAGACUUUGUCCAGUGGCUGAAAAACUCAAAAAGGAAUGGGAGUCUAUUCAGACGCCAUGCAGAUGGGACCUACACCAGUGAUGUGAGCUCUUACCUGCAGGACCAGGCGGCCAAGGAGUUUGUGUCCUGGCUGAAGACCGGACGAGGCAGAAGAGAAUAAAGUCAUACUAAGCGCUCCCCCACCUGUUAGCAUUCUCAAAACUAAUACUACUUGCAACAAUUUUUUCAACUGAUUCUUCGCCAUUGUAUAUGUUUCACAAUCUGUACAAUACUUUUUCCUGGUAUUGCUAUUAAAAUCCCUUCACAAAAAGCCCUACUGGCCUUCAGUGGUUGAAGGAACAUUAUUAAAAUGCUAAACUUUUCAAACUGCAUCUCUUUCACAUUUAGUCAUUUUCAUCUUCCUGUUCAGAUUAAUUUGUAAGAAUAUGUUGCAGAUGACUUUUGGUCUUUCUUAG